Molecule: messenger RNA, 568 nt
Organism: Dendronephthya gigantea
Lineage: Eukaryota; Metazoa; Cnidaria; Anthozoa; Malacalcyonacea; Nephtheidae
Product: pro-epidermal growth factor-like
Exons: 9
Molecular function (GO): calcium ion binding
Source: RefSeq, a predicted model, not a curated record
AUGCAUGACGUUUUAGCUGGAAGCAAAUACGACGAAACUGGGCAGAUUUGUGGAAACCAAUUACCAAGAAGCCUGGUAUCAUCUGGACUCAAACUCUUCAUCGUGUUUCACUCGGAUUAUAGCGUGUCAGCACCGGGAUUUGUUCUGAACUAUUCAACACCAUUAGAUGUAAAUGAAUGUUACUUUGGAACACACAACUGCGCUAUUGGAGCGUCAUGUGUCAAUACGAAUGAAUCGUUUUACUGCAUUUGUGAAAACGGUUAUACCGGAGAUGGCGUAACCUGCACAGAUAUCAAUGAAUGUGAACUUGGAAUUGAUAACUGUCAUUCUCAAGCAUCAUGUCGCAAUACCAAUGGGUCGUUCGACUGUUCUUGCAACUUUGGCUUUAGUGGAGAUGGAAUAGCAUGCAACGCGACAAGACCUUCUAAUACAUCUAAUCCAGGCACCAUUCCACCCACUACUAAUCCAGGCAACGCGACAAGAUCUUCUAAUACAUCUAAUCCAGGCACCAUUGCACCCACUACUAAUCCAGCUAACGCAACAAGACCUUCUAAUACAUCUAGUCCAG